AUGGUAUAUAUCAAAGUUAAACACUCGGAAAAGGACAUGUUCAUGUUCGAGGCACAUUAUGAGACAGAUCUAGAUACAGUCAUUCGGGGGGUUGCCUCCAUUAACAAUUUGAGGGUUCGGCUGAAGAAUUUAGUCUCUGAAUUAAAACGAUUGAAAGAAAAAGGACCUGUACUACCUGAGAGGUCGUUGGAUGAAAUGCCCAAAAUUGAAGAAUUGUCACUGAACGACGACGAGGAGGAUGAAGCCAAACAAAAUUCCGAGCCAUGUUAUGGAUCACCAAUUUCAGAUCCCAAUCUAGUUUCCACUGUAAAUAAGGUCAUCGAAGAAGCAGAGCAUGUGUUGAGCGCAGAGAAGGCAAACCAAAAAAUCUCAGUCUCUGAACAUGAUUUACUCGAGUGUAUCAUGAAGGUUAAGGGAGUAAUUGCAAUGGCAUACCCUAUGGGAUUACCAAGUACUGAUCCCAUUUUGAAAAUCUUAGAUGAAAAAUUUGUUACUAAAGAAAUGUACGAUCCUGAGACCUGUACCAUGUGGUUCUGUGGAAAGGAGUUCCCAAGAAAUACAAAAUUAAUGGACAACAAAUCGAUUGGAAGAAAUGACAAGACUCAAAUAAUCGCAAAGCUAGCAAAGAAAGGUUCUGGAGCACCUCCACGAGAACAACCAGUUUCUGAGGAAGAUCAAAAACGUCUCAUGGCCUACUAUUAUAAAAAACAAGAGGAACAAAAAAAGCUAUUAGAGGAUGAAGAUUUAGCAUUUACUUCCGAUCGAAAGCCACCAUCUACCACAUCAUCCCCACACAAGAGUUCAGCACACUCCAGUACUUCCUCCUCCAUUAAUGCCAAGAAGGAGUCGAAUAGCGGUAGUAGUAGUACUACUGAAUUAGAACUCCCGAUGAAGGGCCUACUUCAGAGGAAUAACCACAACCUGUUGAGCACUCCUAAAAACCAUCAUCAACAACAACAAAAACGGUUAUUGGAUUCUGUGGAUCAAAGUUCUUGUAAGCAAAUGAUCAGCAUCCAUAACAAGGACUAUGACGAUGAUGAUCAUUCAUCAGUUUAUUCCUUCGAUUCCAUCUUGCCGUCGCCUCCGUCCAUAACGGUUCAACAAAUUGAAAAAAAUGUUUUUGACAAUGAUGAGCCUUUUUCGACCAAUGCGAUGAAUAUUCAUCAUUCACGAUCGUUCAUGAGCUCAAACCACUCAAAACGCAAUUUAAAUCAUGAUAUUAAAUUGUCUCAAGAACAAGGAUCAGAUGAAGAGUCUGAUGAUGACUCGGACGAUGAAUUGAGAUUAUUUUCAAUGAAGAAAUCGAAAAAGAAAAUUGAAUCAAACAAGAAGAGAAAGGUUUCCCAGCCCAAUGUCUGUUUAACAAAAUUUGAGAAAUUAGAGGCUGAUAACACAACAUCAGAUGGCAAUGAAAUCAAAUUAGUCAACCCAUCUCUUGUUGUAACACAACAACAAAUGAAUACAAAAGAAGAACAAGCUUCAAAAAUCUCCCAUGAAAUUCAAGAAUGUGGCGUUGAAAACACACCUCUAGAACAAUCUAAACCGUUGAAAGGAACAGCUUCAGAACUGGUUCUCGGCGAUAUCACAUCGCAUGAUAAUAUUGAUACACUGCAAGAACCGUUGAUGGAUGAGGAAUUUAUUGUGUCACUCACUCCAGAAUUGGAGGAGCAGCAGGCAGUGACAGCCGAACAAGAAGAGACUCUAUCAACAGUUAACAAUGUCAUGAACAACAAUAAUGCCAUAAAUUUCACACAAGCUCAACACGAAAAUACUGGAACGGAUGACGCCACUACUGUUACAGCUGAUGUACAUCCUAUUGAGGACAUUUUAGAUUUAGAGUUUAAUGAUGAAUUACAUUCACCAACACAACAGCUCUUUGAAAAACAAACUAUUUCCGAAGACGAGGACACAAACAUUGAGGUAAUUGUACCAAAGAAAAUGAUUGAUGCUUGCACACAAACAGACAAAGUGUACAUUCCCUCAUAUUCCGUACGAAACGAUGCAGGAGACAAAAACAAUAUUUGUUCCAUUUGCCUGCACGCAUGGAGUUCGACUGGCCUUCAUCAAGUUUGUUGCUUAGGAUGUGGACAUUUAUUUGGCAAAAAUUGUAUUGAGAAAUGGCUGAAAAAGAACUCCACGUGCCCAAAGUGUAAAAAACAAGCAGACAGAUCCAACAUUCGUCUCCUCUAUAUUGACAAUAUUUCUGCAGUCGAUAGUCAAAGAUUGGAUCAACUCGAAAAGCAGCUAGAACAAGAAGCCCACCUUCGCAAAACUCUUGAAACCAUGAAGAAUGGUUUGGAACUACGAGUGAAAAUGCUGAUGGAGCAAUUAGGUCAGUCAGGAUCUGCUGUCAUUCAGACAUCGUCUGUGGAUUCUAAUUCAGAACAAAAAGAGGCAGAUCAACGAAAAUCGCUAAUUCAACGCUCUCUAGAGCUUGCAGAAAGAAAAAAACGAGACCACAUACUGAAUGACACUGAAGGAAGCAGAGUGAUUCAAAGCUCAAAAUCUAAGAAGAAUCAAUUUCCAAGAAAACGUUCAGGAACAAGCCCAAAACAAUUAUUCCAACUUCCUUUAGAAAACAGCUCUCUCAUUGAGCUCUCGAAUCCUUCUCUAGAUUCAAAGGCUGCAUCACUCCUGGUGAGUUUUGAGAGUAGAGACAAAACCUGUGGCUUUUAUUCCUUUACAAAUAUUGACCAGCUGGCACAAAAACCAUCAUUACUACUGCAAAGCAAAAAAAUUGUACAUAACUCCCCUCUAACCUGUAUCAAAGCUCAUUAUCUGCUGAAUAUUGAUGGUACUACGAACAAUUUUGACGGAUACUCUGUGAAUGUCAACUCGUCCAAUACUCAUCUAAUUCUAACUUCUUCUUUAGAUAAGACUGUUCGAAUAACUGAUUCGAGACAAUCAGGAAUGUCUAACUCGGUAUGCUUUUGCCCCUACCUAACAUCAGCAACAGAAUUAGAAUAUGAGUCCAUCACAUGUUGUGAAUGGAACAGGUCCAAUGCAAAUUAUUGUUUUGCAAGUCUGUCCAACGGCUCAAUUUUAUGCUACGAUAUAAGGAAACCUUCUGAGCCAUUCCUGAUUACUGGUGAUAAGUCUUACACACAACUACAUUCCAUGUUUCACGUUCCCAACGUUGGAUUGAUCGUUGCAAACUCUCAAUCCAUUCGAUGUUAUGAUGAAAACUAUAGUGGAUACACAAAAUCCUAUCACUUAUUUUCUGGAAACAUUACAUCGCUUCGAUUCAACCAUGUCACAAAUACUUGCAUGUUUGUUGGAAAAGAAAAUGCAAAACAAAGCUCUAUUCAAUUCUUUAAACUGAAUGACAAGAUUCAAGCAAUUUGUACAGAUACUUUGGAUAUUAGUCACAAAGAGGAACUUCUCAAUAGACCUGUCUUUAUUUCUAGCCACAAAAAUAACACUCUGGCCAUACCAAAGCCAAACGAUCAUUGUGUGGAAAUCUAUCGUUCAUAUGGAGACAAGGAAUUGCAACUUUUCACAGAGAUUGUUGAAAACGAUAAUAAUUCUCCAAUCCAAAACGUUUCACUUUUUGACAAUGACGUUUUUGUUCUCACUACUCAACAUCUUUCCAUGUAUCACAUCUAA
Molecule: messenger RNA, 3606 nt
Organism: Naegleria lovaniensis
Lineage: Eukaryota; Heterolobosea; Eutetramitea; Acrasida; Naegleriidae
Exons: 3
Coding region: 1-3606 (1201 amino acids)
Biological process (GO): regulation of cilium movement
Molecular function (GO): protein binding
Source: RefSeq, a predicted model, not a curated record